Messenger RNA from Gastrolobium bilobum, 604 nucleotides. Its product is annotated as phosphatidyl-N-methylethanolamine N-methyltransferase. Gene Ontology annotation, biological process: phosphatidylcholine biosynthetic process. Gene Ontology annotation, molecular function: S-adenosylmethionine-dependent methyltransferase activity. The coding region runs from base 19 to 513 and encodes 164 amino acids. The transcript is spliced from 2 exons. Lineage: Eukaryota; Viridiplantae; Streptophyta; Magnoliopsida; Fabales; Fabaceae. The record is from RefSeq and is a predicted model, not a curated record.
AUCUGAUUGUGGGGAGCGAUGGGGAUUGCGGCGGCUAUUGGAGUGUUGUCACCAUUUCCGUUCUAUUACUGUCUGUGGAAUUGGCCACAGUCAUGGGUGGACCUCUGUGGGAAAGGGCGAGACCCAUGUAAGGUUAUGGCUUACGUUGCUCAUUUCUUGAAGCUUGUUCAGUUCAUCUCACUCUUUUCAGUCUCUUCACUCCAUUGGCCUCCUCCAUUCUACUUCUGGCCCCUUUUUGCCUUUGGCCAAUUCCUCAACUUCAGGGUUUAUCAGCUACUCGGUGAGGCUGGCACAUACUAUGGUGUACGCUUUGGAAACAAUAUUCCCUGGGUAACCGAAUUCCCUUUUGGGGUUAUCAAAGAUCCUCAGUACGUUGGCAGCAUUCUCAGUCUUCUUGCAUGCCUCUCAUGGGUUCCUUUUCAAUACAUUCUCCUGUGGGUUUUAGGAUAUGCGUUUAUGAUGCAUGUGGAAUCAAAAGAAGAUCCCUCUACUCGUGCCAAGCCACUCUAUUGAUUUAAUUCUUUGUAUGUUUUUGUUUCUUUCCUCUGCUCAAUGACAUUUCCAUUUAUAUGUUCUGAUUCCAUCUAAUGAAUGUUAACUGCUU